AUGUCUUCUUCUCAACUAACUCUAUACACCGCUGCUACACCCAACGGCAAGCCCAUCUCAGUUUUCCUCGAAGAGCUUGGAAUUCCCUACGACGUCGUCAAGAUGUCUCUUUCCGAGUCUGACAUCGGCAAAGUUCACAACCAAGUCAAGUCUCCAUGGUUUUUGGAGAUCAACCCCAACGGUCGUAUUCCCGCAAUUACCCAUAAUGGGUUCAACGUCUUUGAAACGAGUGCAAUUCUGUCGUAUCUGCAGGCGGAGUUUGAUAAGGAGAACAUAUUUGGGUUUAGUCCUGUCGAAAACCCGAAGGAGUAUAGUGAGGUGUUACAGUGGUUGUUCUUUGCGCACGGAGGUGUUGGCCCAAUGCAAGGACAGCUCAGUCAUUUCAAGUGCCCGUAUGCGCAGAAACGUUAUCUGAACGAAUUGAAGAGGCUUUACUCAGUCCUCAAUUUGCGGUUGGCGAAACACAAGUAUCUCGCUGGCGAUAAGUAUACGAUCGCUGAUAUCAAGACACAUUUAUGGGUCCGAGCUGGCUUCUUGAACGCCGAAAAACUCGGUUUGGAUACAAAGGAGUGGCCAAACCUGAAGGAUUGGGUGGAUAGAAUUGAAAGUAGAGCUGCUUUCCAGAAAGGUGUGAAUGUACCUGCCUAG
This is a messenger RNA of Marasmius oreades (fairy-ring Marasmius), 648 nucleotides long. RefSeq lists its product as uncharacterized. The record is from RefSeq and is a predicted model, not a curated record. Lineage: Eukaryota; Fungi; Basidiomycota; Agaricomycetes; Agaricales; Marasmiaceae. The transcript is spliced from 5 exons. Bases 1 to 648 code for a protein of 215 amino acids.